Messenger RNA from Neoarthrinium moseri, 738 nucleotides. RefSeq lists its product as uncharacterized. The record is from RefSeq and is a predicted model, not a curated record. Gene Ontology annotation, biological process: pyridoxine biosynthetic process. Lineage: Eukaryota; Fungi; Ascomycota; Sordariomycetes; Amphisphaeriales; Apiosporaceae. Gene Ontology annotation, molecular function: pyridoxamine phosphate oxidase activity; FMN binding. The transcript has 2 exons. Bases 1 to 738 code for a protein of 245 amino acids.
AUGGCCCUCCACGCUGCUAAGGAGGACGCCAAGCUCAUAUUCGCACCUGCGGGGACUGAGGCACACGGCCAGGCUGGCCAAUUCACCAAGGGCCACCUGACACGGACGGACUUGGACCCCUCGUCGCCCAUCCGCCAGUUCCACGCCUGGUUCGGAGCUGCGCAGCAUCCCGCGGCGCAGGUGGCCCAUCCGGAGACCUGCACCCUGUCCACGGCAUCACUGCCCUCAGGCCGUGUCUCUGCCCGCAUGGUCUACCUGAAGGAGCUGGAUGACCACGGCUUCGUCGUCUACAGCAACUUUGGCACCAGCCGCAAGGCCGCGGACCUGGCGACGAACCCCUGGGCCAGUCUUACGUUCUGGUGGGAGAGCAUGGAGCGCCAGAUUCGGGUGGAGGGCAAAGCGACCCGGCUGAGCAGCGAGGAGAGCCAGGUCUACUACGAUACACGGGUGCGAGGCAGCCGGCUGGGCGCCUGGGCUAGUCGGCAGAGCCAGGUCUUGAAGCCCGAGGGUGACGGCGACGAUGGAAGGAAGGAGCUGGACGGUUGGGUCAAGGAGGCAGAGGACAAGUUCCAGGACCAAGAGAAGAUUCCCGUGCCUGAAUUCUGGGGCGGUCUGAGGAUUGUGCCGGAGUCGGUCGAGUUUUGGCAGGGACGGGAGAGCCGGUUGCACGAUCGCUUCGUGUACACGAGAAAGGUGGAAGGCAAAGACCAGUGGACUCUGGAGAGAUUGAGCCCAUAG